Messenger RNA from Quercus robur (English oak), 1400 nucleotides. RefSeq names its product glycosyltransferase BC10-like. The transcript has 10 exons. Gene Ontology annotation, molecular function: glycosyltransferase activity. The record is from RefSeq and is a predicted model, not a curated record. Gene Ontology annotation, cellular component: membrane. Bases 16 to 1134 code for a protein of 372 amino acids. Lineage: Eukaryota; Viridiplantae; Streptophyta; Magnoliopsida; Fagales; Fagaceae.
UUUUUUUGUUUCCAAAUGAGGACACGGAGAUCAAAUUUAAAGAGGCUUGCAGGGAUGAUUGUAUUGGUUUCUUUGGUGUGCAUUUUUCUGAAUGCUUCCUUAGUUUACCUACCAAUCACUUCGGCAUGCUCUCUCUUUUCUUCAAGUGGUUGUGCUACGUUUAAACAGUAUAUUUAUGUUCCAUCACGGAAAUUAACCGAUGAUGAGAUUGCAGCUAGAGUUGUUUUUAAAGAAAUUUUGAAGACACCUCCUAUUCAAUCAAAGACCCCAAAAAUUGCUUUCAUGUUUCUGACUCCAGGUUCAUUACCCUUUGAGAAGCUAUGGGACAAGUUCUUUAGUGGCCACGAGAACAAAUUCACUGUUUAUGUACAUUCUUCUGAGGAAAAACCGGUACAUGUAAGUCUCCACUUUGUUGGUCGAGACAUUCCGAGUGAGAAGGUGGCCUGGGGGGAAUUUUCCAUGGUUGAAGCAGAGAAGAGGCUUUUGGCAAAUGCACUUGCGGACCCUGAUAACCAACAGUUUGUGUUGCUUUCUGAUAGUUGUGUACCCCUGCAUAACUUCGACUAUGUGUAUCGCUAUCUAAUGUAUACAAAUGUCAGCUUUAUUGAUUGUUUCAUUGAUCCUGGUCAACAUGGAACUGGGCGGUAUUCAGAGCACAUGUUACCUGAAGUUGAAAAGAAGGAUUUUCGGAAGGCUUCACAGUGGUUUUCCAUGAAGCGGCAGCAUGCUAUCAUGGUUAUGGCUGACAGUCUUUACUAUAGGAAAUUCAGGCUUUACUGCAAGCCAAAUAUGGACGGCCGCAACUGCUAUGCUGAUGAGCAUUAUUUGCCAACUCUUUUUAAUAUGAUUGAUCCCAAUGGAAUUGCAAAUUGGUCCGUAACACAUGUUGAUUGGUCUGAAGAAAAAUGGCAUCCCAAAACAUAUAGGGCUCAAGAUAUUACUUACGAGCUCCUAAAGAACAUUACGUCCAUUGACAAGAGCAUACAUAUCACUAGUGAUGCAAAGAAGAGUGUAUUGGUCACACCUUGUUCGUGGAAUGGGAUGAAAAGGCCUUGCUUUCUAUUUGGCAGAAAGUUCCAUCCCGAGACUCUGGAUAAAUUGAUGCAGCUUUUCUCCAAUUAUACAACAGUUUAAGCCUUUUCUCCAUCAACAUUAUUGUUUGCUCGUGUGCCCUCACCCUUGUCACCCUAGAUAAUGUUUAUAUAAAGAUUGUAAGGUUCACUUUCCAGACAGUUUGGAUGCUUCUCGGCAUAAAGGUUGACAAUGAUUGCUUUAUUUCCACUUUGUCACUGAUUACCAGUUUUCUGUUUAAAUUGAUGGAUUUUUAUCUUUAUUUCCACUUUAUUUCCAUUUUGGUUUCUAUUUAAAUAAAUGGAUUUUUAUCUUUGGCCGUGAAAGAA